This is a messenger RNA of Eriocheir sinensis (Chinese mitten crab), 1208 nucleotides long. Its product is annotated as dentin sialophosphoprotein-like. The transcript has 4 exons. Lineage: Eukaryota; Metazoa; Arthropoda; Malacostraca; Decapoda; Varunidae. The record is from RefSeq and is a predicted model, not a curated record. Bases 444 to 1208 code for a protein of 254 amino acids.
GUGAGCAGCACCAGCUGACAUCAGCAGUAGACAGUGACAGAAGCAGCAGUGACCUGGAUGGGGAAGAUGGUUUGGCCUUGCGUGGUAGGAAGAAACGUAUGAAGAAAGCUCUGCCAAAGGACUUUAUUAGUAGUCAGGAUUUGGAUUGUCCACACUUUGCCUCAGGGCCAUCUUUAUAAGUAGUAGUUGCUCGCCCCCCCUCCACAAAAGGUUGUCCCAUACAACCAUCAACACAGAGUCUUGCCAAGUGAAGCAAGAAAAAAAUCUGAAAAGACAUAUAAUUCUGACAGAUGUGAAAGUAAGAAAGAGUAGUUACCAACAGCAAGAUGAAGGCAGUCAGUCUGAUACCCUACAUAUAGCUAGCAGCAGUGACAGCCAACACAGCAGUUUAGACCUGCAUGACAACCACAGCCUAAGGAACAGAUCUGACCGACAGACAAGACAUGACAGCAGUGACCAACAAAGCAGACAUGACAGCAGCGAUUGACACAGCAGACAUGGCAGCAGUGACCGACACAGCAGACAUGACAGCAGCAAUUGACACAGCAGACAUGGCAGCAGUGACCGACACAGCAGACAUGACAGCAGCAAUUGACACAGCAGACAUGGCAGCAGUGACCGACACAGCAGACAUGACAGCAGCAAUUGACACAGCAGACAUGACAGCAGUGACCGACACAGCAGACAUGGCAGCAGUGACCAACACAAAAGACAUGACAGUCGUGACCGACGCAGCAGACAUGACAGCAGUGACCGACACAAAAGACAUGACAGGGGUGACCGACGCAGCAGACAUGACAGUCGUGACCGACACAACAGACAUGACAGCAGUGACUAACACAAAACACAUGACAGUCGUGACAGACGCAGCAGACAUGACAGCAGUGACCAACACAAAAGACAUGAUAGGCAUGACCGAUGCGGCAGACAUGACAGUCGUGACUAACACAACAGACAUGACAGUCGUGACCAACACAACAGACAUGGCAGCAGUGACCGACGCAGCAGACAUCACAGUCCUGACCGACACAACAGACAUGACAGCAGUGACCGACGCAGCAGACAUGACAGUCAUGACCAAUACAACAGACAUGGUAGCAGUGACCGACGCAGCAGACAUGACAGUCAUGACCAAUACAACAGACAUGGUAGCAGUGACCGACGCAGCAGACAUGACAGUCAUGACCAAUACAACAGACAUGCAAUGA